Cotesia congregata is the source of this 518-nucleotide messenger RNA. The record is from the annotation of a GenBank genome assembly. Lineage: Eukaryota; Metazoa; Arthropoda; Insecta; Hymenoptera; Braconidae.
UCUCAACAAGUGUUAAUCAAAACAUUUCAAGCUCAUCAGAAUACUCGUCGUAACUCUCCUCACCACCUGGCAAAUGACGCGGCUGCGUAUCUACAGGAAUCAGUUUGCGGAGUCACCAAAUCGACUUCUUCGACGACUCGCUUGCGCGGGGUGGUCAAGUCGAUUACUUCUGGGGUGAUUUUGCGCUGCGGUGAACUGGAUUUCGUGGUCACUGGUAGCGUGUUGUCCAAAGAGGGACUCGAAGCAUCUUGGUGCUUCAACAAUGACGCGGUUGAGCUGGCAGUCGACCAAGAGCUGUCAUCGAGAACCGCUAAAUUUUCAAUCACCAGUUGCUUGCCAAUAUCAAUAUCCUGUGUCAACACAUGGAAUAGGAGAGCCUUCUCUUCGACUAGUCCCUUGACUAAUGACUCGCUCCUUGAAGCCACGAACUUUGGCAAUAAGAACUUUCCACUGAGCGACCCAAGAUAAAUCACCAAACCUAUCACAAGCUUCGUCACUCCACUCAUAUCCAUUUCUGA